GGGCAGGGUGCGCACCGGAGCUUUGUAGUGGGCCGUCGACAGUCGUAGACGAAGAAGUGUUGCGUUCAAUUUGUAGCCACCUCGAGGAGGCGACGGGGCAGAGGAAAUGGGCGCCGCGACGGGCGUAGCUGCCGUGCUAUUGGCGUCGUUGGCGAUCCUCGCGCCGUCCGCUCGGGGGCUCAACCGCGGCGAGUUCCCUCCCGGGUUCCUCUUCGGCGCCGCCACAUCUGCUUACCAGGUUGAGGGCGCGUACCUGGAGGACGGCAAGGGUCUCAACAACUGGGAUGUCUUCACCCACGCGCACUCUGGGGAUAUCGCUGAUGGACGGAACGGCGACGUAGCCGACGAUCACUACCACCGGUACAUGGAAGAUGUAGAGAUCAUGCAUAAUCUGGGCGUCAACUCGUACAGAUUCUCGAUUUCAUGGGCUAGAAUCUUGCCAAGAGGCAAGCUUGGAGGCAUUAAUUCAGCUGGAAUAGCGUUCUACGACCACCUGAUCGAUGCACUCCUGCAGAAAGGGAUAGAGCCAUUUGUGACGCUGCAUCACUUCGAUUUGCCGUACGAGCUAGAGACCCGCUACGGCAGCUGGUUGGGCGCUGGGAUUCGGGAGGAGUUCGAUCACUACGCGGACGUGUGCUUCCAGGCGUUUGGUGAUCGGGUCAAGUUCUGGACGACGUUCAAUGAGCCCAACCUGUUCACCAAGUUCGCCUACAUGCUGGGGGCAUACCCUCCCGAGCGCUGCUCCCCACCGUUCGGGAACUGCCACAGCGGGAACUCCCAACAGGAACCGUAUGUCGCGGCUCACAACAUCCUCAUGUCUCAUGCCGCAGCUGUCGACAACUACAAGAAGAACUAUCAGGCGAAACAACGCGGCUUGAUCGGAAUUGUGAUUUCCAUGAAAUUUUAUGAGCCGCUGACAAAUAACACGGAGGAUAUUGUGGCGGCACAACGUGCAUUGUCUUUUGAGAUACAUUGGUUUUUGGAUCCAAUAUUCUUCGGCGAAUAUCCCAAAGAAAUGCGUGAGAUGUUAUCGUCAAACUUACCGGAGUUCACCCCAGCAGAGAAGAUGUUAUUGCAAAACAGAGUGGAUUUCAUCGGUGUAAACCAUUACACUGCGAUUUACGCUAAGGAUUGCAUCUCCUCCCCGUGCGAACUUAAUACUUACGAGGGAAAUGCACUGGUCUUUGCUACUGGUGAAAAAGAUGGUGUACGAAUUGGAAAACCAACUGCACUCGGUGGUUUCUAUGAUGUUCCAGAAGGCAUGGAGCAGAUCGUCAAGUAUGUCAAUCAGAGAUACGAGAACGUAACUAUCUAUGUUACCGAGAACGGGUACUCUGAGUACAACAAUAACAAUAUGGAAGACAUGACCAAUGACACUGGAAGAGUGAACUACCUUGAGGGCUACCUCUCAUGUAUCUCUUCAGCUAUCAGGGGAGGAGCAAAAGUGCGUGGUUACUUCGUGUGGAGUCUCAUGGACAACUUCGAGUGGCGCUUCGGUUUCACUGUAAGGUUCGGGCUAUACCAUGUGGAUUUUGUAACGCAGCAGAGGACUCCAAAGAAGUCCGCAAAGUGGUACCGAGACUUCCUCACAGGUUCUGGGCCGAUGGGCGAAGUGCAGACUCUAAGAGCAUAUUCCUGAUACUUCUAAUGUUGUGGAUACACGUAUUCAUCAUGUUUCACUUUCGGUAUAGAUAUGAAUUACGACUCCUCAAUAUUCCCAUGGGCUGAUAAUAAAUACUCCCUCUGUUCCGAAUCAGCGACAACUAAUAUGAUACACAUGGAGUAUAAGUUAUGUUAAGUAGAACCCUACUACUGUGAGCUCACCCCAUUGUCAUACUUGCAUAUGGCGGACUGGGUGUACGGAUUUGCAUGACACACAUGAUUUAUCUUUAUGGUUUAUGAACCAUGUACUCCAAGAUCUCAUUGUCUAGAUGUACGAUGUGCA
Molecule: messenger RNA, 1945 nt
Organism: Lolium perenne
Lineage: Eukaryota; Viridiplantae; Streptophyta; Magnoliopsida; Poales; Poaceae
Product: beta-glucosidase 16
Biological process (GO): carbohydrate metabolic process
Molecular function (GO): beta-glucosidase activity
Source: RefSeq, a predicted model, not a curated record